Messenger RNA from Nicotiana attenuata, 1366 nucleotides. RefSeq names its product PP2A regulatory subunit TAP46-like. Bases 7 to 1029 code for a protein of 340 amino acids. Gene Ontology annotation, cellular component: cytosol. The record is from RefSeq and is a predicted model, not a curated record. Gene Ontology annotation, biological process: regulation of signal transduction; regulation of dephosphorylation. The transcript has 7 exons. NCBI's taxonomy places the organism in Eukaryota, Viridiplantae, Streptophyta, Magnoliopsida, Solanales, Solanaceae. Gene Ontology annotation, molecular function: protein phosphatase 2A binding.
UGGGUUAUGGAGUCUUAUAUUGCGCUAUUUCAGGUCCCCUAUUAUCUUGCGGAGCUAACAGAAAAAGUUGCAGAUGGUGACAGGAUAAAAGUACUCAAAGCUUCACAAGCUAAGCUAAAGGAAUUCAUUUCAUUCUGUGAGACAAUGGAACUUGUUCCUGAAGAGGAGAUGGAAACAUUUACACAAGGUGGAGCUAAUUCUUCUGUAGAUCGUAGAGCUAAGAAGAUUGCUCGUUUCAAACGGCAAAGAGCUGCUGAGUCGAAACUACUUGAAAUUAAGGAGCGGAAAGAGCGUCGUGGACGAUCAACUAAAGCAGCUGCAUUGUCAAGUCCUGUUGAGACUGAAGAAGAUGAUGUGCUGGAUGACGAUGGAGAAGAAGAAAGGGAGGCAUGGCUUACAACUAUCUCCUUGGGCCUCUGUAAGGCCUUUGAUCUGCUUGAAAUGCUGAAGAAAGAGGAAGAAAUACUGUCUGCUGUCAAGGAGAAGCAGCUUCAGGAUGGGGAGAAAGAAUUCUCUCAAUCAAUACUCGAUGAACGCACCAAAAAAGUAGAAACUUGGCAUCGUGAUGCUGCCGCUCGAGCACACUAUACAAAACCUGCAGCACCUAUCACCUGUGCCACUUUUGCACAAGAUGUCAUAGAAGGGAGGGCCAAGGUUUCGCAGGCACAUGAACAUAAACACCAACCUUUAAUUUUUGGACCUGCAAGUCUUGUUGGUAGGAACCCAACAACUGAACGGGAAAAAAUAGCUGCCCAGGUCUUUCAGCCUCAUUAUAGAAUGCCAACCAUGAGCAUUGAAGAAGCUGGAUUAACGGAGAUGAAUAUGAUGAACGAAUGGCAAGAAAGGAAUGUUAAGCUCAUGGAAGAAGCAAAUUCCUCAUGGUACAAGGACGCCCCCAAGUCCAGGCCAGGUGAAGAUGAUGAAGAAGAUGAUGAUGACGCCGCCCAAGACAAGGCAAGAGCAUGGGAUGACUGGAAAGAUGACAACCCUCGUGGUGCUGGCAACAAGAAGCUAACUCCUUGUGGUUAAGGAAGCAAUUGCUGCAGAGUCUUAAGAGUUUACACUUUACAACAAUAACCUUUUUGAAGUAGCCACCUAAAUUAAAACUCAUUAUCAAUGCUACACCAGUUUGUCACUCAGUUGAAAACUAUUUUAUUAUUGUUUUAUUUCUGCUUCAUUUUUGUGUAAUGUCUAAGUAGAUGAUGCAUGGGAAAGUGGUGGUUAUUGAAAGUUGAUAAUGUUAAUUUUUCUAGUAGGUGUUGAUUGGAUUUGGUGUAACAACUGUAUCUUGAGAAUAUGGUAGAGGAUAAUUAAUUUCAGUACUUUAUUUUGUUCCAAUAAAUGUACGAGCUAAUAUUUUAAUGAA